Messenger RNA from Cuscuta campestris, 1006 nucleotides. The record is from the annotation of a GenBank genome assembly. NCBI's taxonomy places the organism in Eukaryota, Viridiplantae, Streptophyta, Magnoliopsida, Solanales, Convolvulaceae.
AUAAGUCAAAACACAAAAGUGUCAAAGACUUCGGACACAGCGGAAAAGUGCGAUCAGUCCAUCACGACGCCACAUUCAGCCAUUAAUAAUUGCCUCCUCAUUCGGCCUAAAACCUCAUCGGAAAAUAUGGCUGCAACGAACUCCACCGCCGUCCACGGCCACAUGAUGCACAUGACCUUCUUCUGGGGAAACAGCGCCGAGAUCCUCUUCUCCGAUUGGCCGGGAUACGGCCACCACGGGAGGUAUAUUUUGUCCCUGGCCGUCGUUUUCGCCCUCGCCGUUCUGGUGGAGUGGCUGUCGAAUUCCGAUUUCCACUCCGCAGAUUCCGCGAAUCGGGCGGCGGCGGCGCUGCUCGAUACGGCGGUGUACGGAUCCAGAAUGGGCCUGGCGUAUAUUGUGAUGCUGGCGGUGAUGUCUUUCAACGGCGGCGUGUUUAUCGCCGCCGUCUCCGGCCACGCGCUCGGCUUCUUCCUCUUUCGGACCGCGGCUCUCAAAGAUCCGCCGGUCACGUCGUACGUGAAGAGAUCGGAUCUAACUUCCGAUGAGCUGUAAAAAAGGAGAUGAAGGAAUGAAGCAAAGCCUUUUGUAUACUGUACUUGUUUGUUGAUAAAAUCAAUUUCUGGUUAUGAUUAUCAUUUGGGCACUUCUCAAAUCUGUAAUUUUGUUUUCUUGACUAAAGAUCAAAUUACUGCGUCGUGAUCAAACUUCGAUUUUAGUCCAUCCCAUUAUCCUCACACUUUUUUUUCCUGCUAGAGCUUUGAGGAGGGUUCCUUUGUGGCUCUUCCCGGAGGAAGUGGUCAAAUUAGAAGAAUUAUGUCCCCCGCGAACUCUAAAUGCAAGUAAUAUUUUUUCAAGGGCAUCACUAAUGGGGAGGAAAGGAGGAAUAUGAUGAUGUGGAGGGGGAAGAGAAGAAGAAUGAUUAGAAUAAAAAAGAUGAUAGAGAAGAGAUAAGAGUACGAGGGAAUAAUGUUCUCCUAGAGAGGAAAAAUAAAUCUUUGGUCUUUUG